CAUCGUUGGUGCGGGAUUGGAUCUGUCUUUUUUCAGCUGGGUUUCGAGUGGCAUUUCUGAGGAGGCGGAGACUGGAGAGGCCAUUAGCGUGCUCGAUUCUGCGGACAUAGAGGUCACAGACAGUCGCCUUCCCAAUGCCACUUUCAUGGAACACCGGCCCCAGCACCGUCGGCCAGAGACCUUGGGUACACGUACCGCACCGCCCCAAGUGACGCAGGGUAAGGCACGUUGUGCUUCGAAGCCGUCCCAGACCUCUGGUCGAUUCUGUGUGGAACUUGUUCGGGGUUCUGCGGGCUUUGGCCUCACAUUAAGUGGAGGCCGAGAUGCAGGCGGGGACGCUCCACUGGCAGUGCGCGGGCUGCUGAAGGACGGGUCGGCACAGCGCUGCGGCCGCUUGCAGGUCGGUGAUCUAGUGCUCCACAUCAAUGGAGAGUCAACUCAAGGCCUCACCCAUGCCCAGGUCGUGGAGCGGAUUGGUGCAGGCGGCCCCAGGCUCUGUCUCGUGCUAAGCAGGCCUCUUGAGACCCACGCCAGCAAGCCUGAGGGGGUGGGAGGGCCCAGGAAAGAAGAUGAUCAAAGCCCAAAUCUUGGGGAACCAGAGGUGAUGAGGUCUCACAGCGCCAGCGCUUCCCCACUUCAGCACCCUCGACCCUAUACGACGCCCAAAACCCAGGGCAGCCCGGAGCCUAGCCCAGAAGGGGCAGCCGACGGCCCCGCCGUUCCUGCUCGUGAGCCCCGCACGAAGGACCCAGAAGACCAAACCCCAGAUUCCCCUGGACCCUGGCUGGUGCCAAGUGAGGAACGGCUCUCGCAGGCUCUAGGGGUCCCGGGGACUGCGCAGCUAGCCUUGGAGAUGGCAGCCGGAAGGCGGAGGCACUGAACAUGCAUCAGACAGUUCACUUGGUAUUGCCCAACCUGGAUCUGGCAUGCUCCGCCCUCCGCGCUCUAGCUUCGCGGUGAGAGCUUCCACUUGUCCCCCCUCCUGCUGCGCAGUCGACCAGCCCGCUCUCCCCUCGCGGCAUCAGUGGUACGACCCUCCCGGACCGGCCAGCCCUGUGCUUCUUGUUUCAGGCAGGGGGAGUAAUAAAAUGGUUCGAUCCA
Molecule: messenger RNA, 1101 nt
Organism: Vicugna pacos (alpaca)
Lineage: Eukaryota; Metazoa; Chordata; Mammalia; Artiodactyla; Camelidae
Source: RefSeq, a predicted model, not a curated record